UUUUAUUGUCAGCCUCCUUGCAUUCAAAUUGGACGCGAAUUCGAGUUUUCUUUUGUAAUUCAACGUAAUCAAAUGGAAAAGGGAAAUUUAAACCAAUAUUAAUGCAAAUUAACUUAUUAAAUGAUUAUUAAUUUAAUAACAAUAUUCCCAUGUAAAGAAAAAUGAUCUAACUUUAUCCAAUGAAAGAAAAUCCAACUCAAGUGUAAUCUUCACUUUUUUUUCUGUGUCCACUGUCCUGUGCCUGCGUGAAAAUUCUAUUGAUUUUCUGUUCUCCUUGAAGUGAAAAUUCCAUGCCGUAGAUUUGCGAAAAUGUAAAUUGAAGAUAUAUAUUUUUUUUCUAAUUGAAAAUCUAGAGUUGAGUUCACCACCAGUCAAUCUUUUAUGUAGACAGCGUCUCUCCAUUUAUUGAUUUUGUUUUUGUCUCUUCGUCGAAAUUCUUGUGGUUCUGUAAAUAGUUGACUUCGACAAAAGGCAUACUUACCUUCGUGUGGUUUAAUAACACUGCCUCCGCCUUUUUCUAUCAGCGUCAGAAAAAAACUUUUCGCCUCUUUUAAGAACACAAAAAUGUAAAUUUAAACUGCCCAGUAAUUUUAUUGUAAGUUUAAUCUCGUGUUCAUUUGUUUAAAUAAAAUUAAUCCAACUCGUUAGCGAGGAAGUGUAAAGAAAAAAACUACAUAAAAGCAUCCAAAAACAAUGAAAACACGACUAAUUACCUUGACUUAUCGAGGAUCUGCUUCGGUGGAUCCUCGGUACUCGGCCGCAAUGUUACCAUGGACAAUAAAUGAUAUAAGAUCGAUGGAGAAUUACACUCGGCUCUCGGUUGGUGUGGAAAAUGGGACACUUGAGUCAUAUAAUUCAGAUUUCGAACUCCAAUUUGGCCAUCCAUUAAAACAUGUUGUUGGCAUGUGUCGCAUCAUUCAUCGUAAUGGACGCACUGGAUACUCUCAAGUCAAACAGAACACGAAUGGCAUUAAAAACGCUCUGAGCAAUGCCACAGUUUUGUCCUCGUCUUCGUCAUUGUCAUCUAUGUCCUCUUCGUCAUCAACGUGUAACUCGAAUGGUACUUCUAGUAGUGUGUCCGCAGGAAGUGCUGGAACUGGCAAUUCAAAUGCAUGUGACAGUAAUGGAAGUGCUGCUGUCAAGAGUGCGGCUAUUAUGGAAUUUAACGGACCUUUGACAGGACUUGUUUACUUGAUUAAGGAUCCGCGAGAUCCUCUCUUGCAUAUUCACUUGUUCGAAUGCGAAUCAAUUGAUGAGAUGGCGGAACUAAUGCAUCAAAUGCGUGAUCCAGCGCACACAUUAGGCGGUUCCGUCGGUAGCAUACCACAAACUCUGGUAGCAAAUUCUGGAUCUGGAAGUGAUCAGAGUUUACAGAAAGCUCUUGGCAAUGGUCUUCACUCAACACCAGCCACAAAUCUCAAGCUGUCCGAAGCUGUUCGCAAUGCUCCACACGAUGCUAGUCCAAAUUUGGUAUCGUCAAAGAUGACGUCAUCCAAAAGUUACACCCACGGUUUGAGUAAUUCAGCUGGAACGGUACACAUUCCAACAAGCACAUCGGCUCAAGCUAAUCUCUCGCUACUCGGCGACAUCUCUCCCAAUCAUACGCACUUCUUUGAGGUCAUGUACGUUGGCAAGAUCCGAGUUUCGCACAAACGUGUCCCGUUUACGUUUAUCGAUGAUGCUUUGCCAAAAUUUAAAGCGUACGAUGCUCAAAGAUCCCGCCUCGUGCAAAUGGGCACAAAUCGAAAGAUGUCGCUGAAUAGCGCUGAGGGAUCAUUUGAGGUAACAAAAGAGGAAACAACAUCAACUGGCAAUAGUGAAGUUGAUUCUGAAGAAGCUUCCGAUGAGGGUUCGAUAAAAAGUGAUGGCAACGAAUUGAAAAAUGUUGAAAUUGAAUCUGAAGUUUUGGAAGAUAAUAAAAUAAAAACGGAAGAAGACAACAAAGAGAACAAGUCCCCGAAACGAUUAACCCGAGGACAUAGUCAACUGGUUCUUCCAGUCAAGAGAGAAAAUAAUGGUGGUGAAGUUGAUGGUGGUGGUGUAAUAGUAGUUAAUAAACCUCCAACUCCACCUUUAACAGCUCCAGUUCUACCAGAACAAUACUCGGCUUUGGAGAAGUUGGACCUUAAAAAUCGCGAUUUGCCUACGAUAGAUUUUUCUAAACUUUUGAGUAUCCCCAAACAACGAGACCGCUCAGCUUCCUACGGCUGUAUACCACCUUAUGUUGAGCAAAAUCGCACCAUGGUUUUUUUGGUUGGUCGCUCUGAUCUGCGACUAAUAUCGCCAGAUCGCAAGCAAGUUCUACUCUAUAAAGAUUUCAAGGAUGUAGCCAGCUGUGCUCAAGGCAACACACAUGCCGAUCAUUUUGGAAUCAUAUGCCGUGAAGGUCAUAACGAUGGUUACAUCGGUUAUGUCUUUAAAUGUCAAUCCGAUCAUGUGUGUGACGACAUUGUUGCAGCAAUAUCGCAGGCCUUCAUAACCUGCUCAGAACAAAAGAAAAAAGAAGCUAGUCAAGUGUUUUCAUGUGAACAUUGUCCAAUGCUAUGGUAUCACAAACUCUGUUCAGACGUCGAAGGGCUCAGCGAAAAGAAAACACAGAAUGUCAUCUUUCGUCGAAUAGAAUCGUUAAGCGACGACGAGCAGGAUACAAUAUGGGCCAAGUAUUAUGGUUCAGAGAAGACAAGCUCCAGCUUGGGCGAGCAAAACCAAUUUCUUAUGAUGUUAUUAAGGGCUCAUUGUGAGUCACGGCAGCAAAGGCAUGUGCAUGACACAGCAGAAAAUCGAUCAGAAUUCUUAAAUCAAUAUUUGGGAGGAAGCACGAUAUUUAUGAAAGCGAAGCGUUCUCUUACCAGCUCAUUUGAUCAUCUACUUAAGAGAAAGGCCAGUAAAGAUGACAUUAAUAUUCCCCACAACGUGCGAGAUUUUCACAUCAAAGAGUCAAAAGAAGAGCCCAGCGAAUCUCCACCAGAAGGAUUCCGUUCACGAUCAAAUACACUGGGUUCGAUAAGUCCAAAUAAACCCAACGCUGAACAGCUUAAGUCACCGAUGAUGGAUAUUUUUCGAAAAGUGGGCAAUAACCCCAAAGAAAGUUCCACACAUCAAGGUUCAUGGCGUCAAGCUAUUUUGAACAGUGUAGUUACCCCAUCUAAAGCUAACGAAGGUGACCCUCAAGCUGAGUUCUUGUCCCCAAUGAGAGUAAUACAACAAAAAUCUGGAAAACGUACGAAAGAAGAACUUCGAGAGCUUUGGCGAACAGCUAUCCGCCAGACAAUUCUACUUAAUAGAAUGGAGAAUGAAAACGCUAUGCUUCAAGCCCGACAGAACGAGAAUGAAAUCAAAAAAAUCAAAUUAGAUUACGAAGAGAUUUUACCAUGUGAUAAACAACUUAUUGAACGCUGGGAAAUGAUUAUUGAAAGAGAUUCUGUUAAGAUAACAAAUAAAAAAGAUCCCAGAGUUCUUAUGCAAGCUAUUAAGACAGGAGUUCCACGCUCGAAACGUGGUGAUGUCUGGACUUUUCUUGCCGAGCAGCAUUCCAUGAAUACCGCACCUGUGGAUACAAAGAAGUUUCCUAACUUCAACACGCCCUACCAUACGCUGCUGAAGAAUCUCACUGAACAUCAGCAUGCCAUUUUCAUUGAUUUAGGGCGCACAUUUCCCAAUCAUAAGUACUAUAAAGAUCCUCUAGGAGUGGGUCAACUCUCGCUGUUUAAUCUACUUAAAGCAUAUUCUAUAUUGGACCCAGAGCUUGGAUAUUGCCAAGGUCUAGGAUUUAUUUGUGGUGUGCUGCUUCUACAUUGCGAUGAAGCAGACGCUUUCCAACUACUGAAACAUUUAAUGUUCCGACGACAAAUGCGCACCAAGUACUUGCCAGAUAUGAAGAAAUUCCAAUUACAAUUGUACCAAUUAUCAAGAUUGGUUAAGGAUCAUAUGCCCGAUUUAUAUGAAUGGCUUGAUAAAAACGAUGUCUCACCAACAUUGUAUGCAGCUCCAUGGAUUCUUACUGUGUUCAGUUCACAGUUUCCUUUGGGAUUUGUUGCAAGAGUUUUUGAUUUGCUUUUCUUGGAAUCACCUGAGGUUAUAUUUAAAUUUGCUGUUUCAUUGUUGAGUGUUCACAAGGAUGAACUAUUGGCACGAGAUGGUUUCGAGGAAAUUAUGGAUUAUUUAAAGAAUGUUGUUCCAAAGAUGACAUCUGAUACAAUGGAACAAAUUAUGAGAAUGAUCUUUACAAUGGAUAUCAGCAAACAACUCACAGAAUACAAAGUUGAAUAUAAUGUUUUGCAAGAAGAAAUCACAACUACAAAACAUCAUCUCGAGAUGCUUAACCGCGAAAAGGCUCAAAGCCAACACUUGGAAACACAGCUACAGUUUGCUCAGUCCAGCAUCGCUCAAUUGGAAAAGACUCGUGCUUCACAACAAACACAAAUAACAACACUCCAGUCACAAGUUCAAACUUUAGAAUUGACAAUCCAAACUUUGGGACGAUUUGUCGGUCAUAUUGUGGAGCGUGACGUUGACUUAGAACUCCCAAGCGAUGUUCGUAGAAUACUACAACAAUUGGAUGAUAUCGAGAAACAACGUCGAAGACCAUACUUUUCAGACCGUAAAAUAAAUAAAUCCAUCUCCGUUAAUAGUCAUUUGGGUUUCCCACUUAAAGUUCUUGAAGAACUGAAUGAACGAGAAGAAGGUUCGUCACCUGUCAAAAAGAAGACACCAUUCUUUGAGAAUACUUAUGAGCAUCUCAGGCAACAACGUGCUGGAGGUGGUCCAUCAACCCAAAAUAUUAAUCAACAACAACAACAACAACAACAAAGACCUAACCGUUUGAUUGAUAGCAAUACAAUAACCGAAGGACACAGUAGAUAUGAUGAGCUGAAGCUACCCACUCAUGUCGAUCGUGUUGUUAGUAAUCUUAAAAGUCCAAUUGAGGUAGACAGCGGUGUUGGAACACCGAUAAGUCCACCACCAUCCAUUAGCAUCAGCAAUAGUAGCGGACAAAAGUCACCGUUAAUAAAUCGUCAAGAUGUCGGAUUGAAAAUCGAAGAAAUGCAUCCACUGAGCAUGGUUGGAGAUGUAAAUGUACGAUUUAAUGGCACAACUCAACUUAAAAGUUUUCGACCAGUACAUCACUCUAAAACGAUCUCAUCGAUGACAUCGCCACAAACAAAUGGUUCUAGCACAAGAACUGCUGAACCAGGGGCGGCAAGUCAAAGCUAACGGUUUUGAUUUUUAACAAAACUCUUUCAGGGAAUAUUCCACAGCGAGUCUUUUUAGAA
This is a messenger RNA of Episyrphus balteatus (marmalade hoverfly), 5273 nucleotides long. It is a transcript of the gene plx, whose product is annotated as TBC1 domain family member 4. The transcript has 12 exons. The record is from RefSeq and is a predicted model, not a curated record. NCBI's taxonomy places the organism in Eukaryota, Metazoa, Arthropoda, Insecta, Diptera, Syrphidae. Bases 694 to 5214 code for a protein of 1506 amino acids.